AAUACCGUGAUAGUUUGGGGACAUAUGGAAUUUGCCACUGUUGCUGACUUGCUGUCUUGCUGAGCGAGUUCUGCUGUGUUGUCCGCCUCACUAAGCUCCGGUCAGGCUCAGGCGUGCAUUCUUCUACUGAGAUAACGUCGGAAAGUAUUCAUCACUGGUGGAGGUUCCGUGAUGAGAAGGCGUGACUUCCCCAAAUUUGAAGCACUAAAAUACCGCUCUUCGUAAACCCUAAUUGAUGGCGGAAGCAAGGGAGGAAGAAAAUCGGCAAGCUUCUGGGGCUCUAGCAAUGGCUGCAGCAUGCAAACCUGACAAAGAUAUAUCCAGGUGGCUUAUCGAUUUCCUUGUUCGGCAACCGAUUCCAGUGCAUCUUCUCGAACAAGUCAUCUCCAAAUUGGGCGCCUCAGUCGUCGAGAGCGAUUGGCGAUUGAAGAAGAUGCUGACUCUCAAGCAGCUCCAGUCAGGAAUCUCAAAGGGUUCCGUGUCUGAGGAGAUGCUCGACUCGUUGGAGUUGGUAGAGCAAUUGGACAGGGAAAGUGGAAACCCUAUCCCGGAAACGAUCAAAGCAGCUUACUGUGCGGUGGCAUUGGAGUGCACUGCUAGAGGAACCUACUUCGACACGGUUCAGAGCAUUUGGAGAGGAAGAAUAGAGAAUCUGGAGAAAUUGGGGAGGACCGAGUUGCUUACCGACGAGCUGAAGAAGGUUAGGGAUGAUGUUGAGGCUGCUGUCUGGGAUCCAAAUGUUUUCAACAGAGUGUUGGAAUCGGCUAAGGGGGAAAACGCUUCGAGUCUGGUUGAGGCUUACUUAGAAGAGGCAAUGGCUGUGAAUGGGCCUUCAUUUCUGGAAAUUGCCGCUAGAAGGGAGAGGGAGCUGAAAGCGAAGGCGCAAUGCAGUGGCGAGGAUAGAGAGGGCUUUCCCUGUGAGGUUGAUGACGUGCAGGACUCAGGUGCUGAAGAUGCUAUGGAUACUGAAGUAGCGCAAGUUCCUGAUAGUGGCGGACAACCAAUCUGCGGAGCACCGUCUGCUGAUGGAAAGGUGAAGCGUAGAGUGAAACGUGCUGUUCCACGCAGACAUUCAAGAAGACAAGGUAGGUUAGUUUCGGGUAACCCUACUAGAAAAUAUGAUACCUUGUCUACUCCUGAAGUCAAGCGAGUACAAGAUGCACUUCGAUCCAGUACCACUGAGUUACAAUCCGUGGUGACUGAUCCACUGCCCGAUGCUCUGCAUCGCUCCCGGUUAUUAAUUGAUGAAGCACCGCAAAACAUAGAGAUAUCUGCCGGAAACCAGGGAGUUCCUGAAUCCCACAGCAACAAUUCAAAUCCUGAUGUUCCAUUAGACAAAGAUGGUGCAGAACAUGUUGAAGGACCCACACCCUCCAUUGAUGAGAGUACCAAAGAACUUUCCUCCAGGCAUCAGAAUGUUUCAAAACCAAGUUUAAUGGUUAGGAAUAAAACAGCUUGUACCUAUGAGUGGGAUGAUUCAAUUGAUGGCUCUCCUGAAGAAACAUCUAACGCUGAUGAAAGAAUUGUGCUAAGAAGCCCAAAGAGAGGGGUUGUGCUUCCAUUACCAAAGGACGAUGGCGCCAACAAUUUGCCUAGGAGGAAAAAGAAGAGAUGGAGUGUCGAGGAGGAAUAUGCCCUGAGGGAGGGUGUCAAUCAGUAUGAUUCAUUCGACGUUUCUUCUUUCCUUUUUUUUUUCUUUCUUGCUCAUUAGACUCUUGACGAUUGAGUUAAUUUGAUAUCUGCUUCAAUUGCGCUACAGGUUUGGGAGGGGCCGCUGGAAAGUCAUUUUGAACUCGAGACGAGAAGUAUUUGUUGAGAGAAACGAGGUUGAUCUGAAGGACAAAUGGAGAAACAUGACGGCACAUGAAUGAGUUGAUGCUAAAGCCUGCUUGAAGAAAGGCCUCACUUAGCAGUUUUUGUGUGUAUAGUACUUUGCAGUGGAACUCUUGUGCAUAGUCUUGUGAAUGUCGUUUGCUUGGCUUCGAACUCUUUUAGUUGAACAGACGACUGACAAGUGAUCAAAGUAGGCUAACUUUGUCAUGCUACUACUACUAGUCUAUGUUACUUCUGCCAGCAAGGCUACAUUCUGCUGGAAAAUCCUUGAAACUCAUCAUUUGUACGUAUAUUAUUAUUGAUAUUAUUCUACCAAGUUCUCAUUUUACCAAUAUCAGAAACC
This is a messenger RNA of Linum tenue, 2176 nucleotides long. Lineage: Eukaryota; Viridiplantae; Streptophyta; Magnoliopsida; Malpighiales; Linaceae. The record is from the annotation of a GenBank genome assembly.